Rubroshorea leprosula is the source of this 1149-nucleotide messenger RNA. NCBI's taxonomy places the organism in Eukaryota, Viridiplantae, Streptophyta, Magnoliopsida, Malvales, Dipterocarpaceae. The record is from the annotation of a GenBank genome assembly.
GCUGGGAAAAAGAGGGUUUGAGACUUUGACUAACUCGUACGGUCGUACCAAAACUAAUCUAUAUUGCAAAGGUAGUUGCAUAAAAUGAAACUACCUGGUCAUUUCAAUUUCCAAGUUGCAGCAUUGAGCCGGCCUGGCAAAUUUCAACAUAUUGGAAAUUUGAUCACCGUCACUGUAACUUCCCCGUAGCUUCCUUGUAUAAUUUGUCAAACAUUGGUGAUUAGCCACAAGAAUAACAUUUGUCAGAAGAAAUCAAUUUUGCCCGUCAUAAUCGACUCUCAGUAUGAUAACAACGUGUUGACCAUAACAGGCAAUGCAAAUGGACUUGUCUUCGCAGCCAACAAGAACGUCAAAAGCAAAGGGAGAUUUUUUUUAUGCUAAUGAACUGGGCAUCCAUACCAGGGGCUAAUUCGCUAUCUGCCUAUCUUGUAUACUAUUGGUGAGCUAAUUAAGAGUUAAGUCUAACUAAAAUAUCACGGGCUGGAUGAAAGCCAUUAACCAUCAAGCCCAAUUUCCCUCCAGUAGCUUACAUGAAUUCCUAUUAGUCAGCCCAACAGACAGGGUACUGGAUAUACAUAAAUGAAACCACUAAAAGAGAUAGCUUCUCAGUGAUGCUAUGCUAUGAGAACUCAAAGUGACAGAACUUGAGUUUUCAAUAUGAUUUCUUAAUUGAUGCAAAUUUGAACUUGCACCUUAUACUGUCCUCCAACGUAUCAUUAUAAGUAUAAUGGGUUACCUGAAGACCUCUACCCAGUCCUUUUCUAUCCCACCCAAUACACAGAGACAUGGUGCAUAUAGAGUUGGUCAGAGCUCUGGCUUAUAUGUUCUAUUGCUUAUGCUAAUUAUCUAGAUGGAGCCAGUAGUGGUAAUAAUAGUAGUAGAGAGCUUCAAUUUUCAACUGGAACCUUCAAGAAGGAACACUUGGCCUCUGCAAAAGCAAUUGUAGCUUAAAAACAGCACUAAGAACAAAGGGUUGGGAGAGGGAGUCAAAAAAAGGUUAAAAUCCUCUCUUCUGCUUGGACACCAAACACAUAAAGUGAGACAACAAAGAACAUAGACUUCACCCAAUAUCAAAAACCUCCUCCACAUGAUCAAAUAUUUCUCAACAGAAGUUUUAGUAUUAGAGAAAAAUAAAUCUGUUUAACUCAC